AUUCUGGGAUGUCUGGGCCUCCAGGGAGUGAUCACCUCUGACUCUGAUGGAUACGGACUGGCUAUGACCAAUGACAACAGUGGGUACAUUGUCAGACAGAGACGGUACCCCAAGACGAGCAUUGAAAUACCACGGAGUCUUGAAAUGGACGAAAUAAAAAUCAACGUAGUGCCAACCAGCAGUAAAGUAAUUUCAGCCCCAACCAUGGUCCGACUCUACCUGCCACCGGUCAAGCCGUCACGCAUUCACGCCACCCUACCGCUUCGCUUCGGACGGGACUUUCAACCUGAUGACACCCAUUCACCCAAAUCCACUCUGAACUUACCGCAGCGGUUUGGAAGAUCACAAGCUUCUGGUGCAACGAUUCCGACGUCGUGUAGUGAAUGUUCCCGGGUCGGGUCAGCGCCUUCCGCCACACUGCCACAGAGGUUUGGCAGGAAAGAGUUCUACCGAAGGUAUCUUUUCCGAGCCAUGGCGUGUUUCUCAGGCAUCCCCGAACCGGUGCCAAAUGGAAAGGUUGGGUAUCAAGACUAUAGCUAUUAUGAUUUAGACUCAGAUGAAGAGGAGACAGGAGAGAAGACUUUGAAGCGCUCAAAGUUGGAUUUACUUCGCUGGAGCUUUUGAACUCGGUCACAACCGAACAACGUGUCUUUGCUUGUGCUUUUUCCUGUUAAUUAGCUAACAUGUUUUGCUAUGUAUUGCUAACGUGGUGCCAUAUUGUUAAUGAAAAAUGGGAAGCAAAAAACGUAUUAUAAGUUUGAUUAAUUGGUUACAGAACCGUACCAUAUAUUGGCCAUAUUGAUAGCUAUUGAUAGCUUUCAGUUGUGGUUGUUCAAUAGACUGACCAAUCACAGAUACAUCGCACCGGAUUGCGAUGUAUCUGUUGUGAUGUAUCUGUAGUUGUAUUACCCAAUAAUUACUUUCACUUAUGGUAAUUGCUUUUAUUUACUUUCUUUUUAUGUUAUCGGUUAGCAUACACCACUUUGUUGUUGGUCAUUGUGAUGAUAAAGUAUGACAAU
Molecule: messenger RNA, 1019 nt
Organism: Esox lucius (northern pike)
Lineage: Eukaryota; Metazoa; Chordata; Actinopteri; Esociformes; Esocidae
Gene: npvf
Product: neuropeptide VF precursor
Exons: 3
Coding region: 64-624 (186 amino acids)
Biological process (GO): neuropeptide signaling pathway; negative regulation of gonadotropin secretion
Molecular function (GO): signaling receptor binding
Source: RefSeq, a predicted model, not a curated record